UCUUUGAACGACCGUUUCUAUAUCUUAGCAAAGAUCUUUUGUUCAAUUCUAUUCACAUAUCUUUCUUUAUGCAAGCGAUGGCUUGUUUGCUUAUACCUCCCCAGAUGCUAAAAUACGAAGUUUUUUUUUCCUUUUUCUUUUGGUCACUGAGGGGGGAGGGACGGGAGUUAUUUUCCCCCACUUAUGCGCUGUGCUGAGAUGAGUUGAACGGAAGAACGAAUCCUCUUAGAAAGGCGCUGAUGUCGCAAACUAAAUAAUUGGCAAUGACCCAAAACUUGAAGGUUCACAGUUAGGGCCUGUUACAAACCAUGGCAUCCGCUCAUGCAGAAAGUGAGGAUGAACCAAACAAUCAAAUGCCUGAGGCAAUCCAAGAUGAGAGAUGUAGGCCUCUUGAAGACACAAAAGAUGGCCUAACAGAAGAUAGUGGCUUUAGCGAGAGUCGAGAAAGAGUAUCUCGUGUUGUUGUUGCUCAAAAUGAUGAUGAUGAUAAUGAUGAAGAUUCUAAGGAUAUUGAUGAAUGGCUGGAUCAACAUGGUCAUCAUGCAGACCUCUUAGAUUCCAGUCCAGUAGUUGGGUCUGAGAGUGAAAGCUAUGGGCUUCCACAAAUUGACUCAUUAUCAAAACAGAACAAGGAUGAAGCUAGUCUGAAUAUAGGACUUUUGGAGGAGAUAUGUGAAGAAGCAGCAAACAUGACGAUCAAGGAGGCCUUAAUAUUCUCUCUUAAGCCUAAUGUUAGAGCUGGAAUAUCGCUUGGGAAUUUUGAACUUAGUGAGACAGAAAUUCUUGAGCUUGAACUCUACUGUGAGAGUUUUAUUGGAGGGCUGAUAAAGGAUGUAUUGAAAAAGAACACUCUUUUGGAAGGUGGAAAGUCAACAGAUGAUGUCGACAUUGUUGGAGAAAUGAAAAAGCAACUGACGGGUGUUAGUCUGUUAGAGUUGAAACUAAACUGUGAUCUUUUUGUGCGUAAUAUCAUUGCCGAAUCUAUUAUAGACUCUAGCAUUAUCACUGCCAAGGCAAGACAAGAUACGGAAAAAGAAAUAAAGGAUCCUUCAUCACUAGGUGUUGUUUUAGAUAGCAUACAUAACUCAGAAGAGUUACAGGGGUAUUUUAGUAAGGUGACAUCUGAAAUUGUAAAAAGAGCUCUUGAAAAAAUUGCACAUAUAAUUGAAGAAGAUACUGUUGAACCAAGGUUAUUUUCUAUUUCCACAAGCAUGAACUAUGAGCAAGAUGACACAGCUAAUAAAGGCAAGUGUGUCGAGUUAGAUGAGGGGGUGAACUAUGAACAAGAUGACACAGCUAAUAAAGGCAAGUACGUCGAGUUAGAUGAGGGGGAAAGAGGCUGCUCACUUGAAGUUCCUGAGUCAGAGGGUGGCACCAUAACACCAUCAUGUAGUGACGCGGGUGACAUGUCCAUGGAGUUUGAUAUGGAUUGGGUUAAAGGUGUUCUGCACAACAUCAAGACGAAAGAUGAAGGUCCCAAGGACAAGUUUGUGAUGAAGGAACUGGAGUUUGAUGAGAAUGUGAAUGUUGGUGGGACUGAGCUCCUUGCCCCAGUGUUCCUUGCCAUUGCUGAGGAGAAUGACGAUGAUACUGAGUUCCAGGGAAUGAGAAGAAAGGCCCAGUCUAUUGAGGAUUUGUUAGGGAAGAUUGAGGAGAGAGAUCCACUUCAAAGAAGAUGUCAGAGCUUGAGUUAUUUAAAUCAUACCCCUGUCACCAAGCGACUCGCCCGCUCUUUGGAAAAUAACCUCGAGCAGCUGGACUUAGCAGACUUCCUUGAAACAGAGAGCAUCAGAGAUGAUUCAUUGACGUCAGAAGAUGAGAAUUACUCAGAAAACGGAGAUCUUUUCGACAGAGGGCGUGAAUAUGACAAUGAUGUCGAAGUAAGUGAAUACGAUGGUGAUCAUCUUGAAUACUACGAAGGUGACCCGACUCCAGAAUUUGAAGCAGAGCCAGAUGACUAUGAUUACGAGGCCUAUCCAGAUCUGGACGAGGAUGAAUACAGCCACAGGAAAGACCCAGAUGGCGACUACUACGAGGAGCAAGUAAACGACUACCAAGAGGCUGAACCAGGACACUCUUCAGAUGAACACGAGGAGUACACUGAAGAUAAGGAGGAGCACAACCCCCAGGGAUUAGUACAGAGAGAUGAGCAUUACCGAUGGCACACUGUCAGGGUGAACAAGAGAGAAAAAGUGCUUGACCUAAAGCUCUUGGAGCCUUACAUGAAGGUCAUUACUCAUGGAGGUUUUCACUGCCCUGAGCGUGCCGUUAUUGUUGUGAUAGCUGCUUGCUAUCUCCCGAGUAAAGCAGAGAAGAAUUACGACUUUCUCAUGGAGCAGGUGUUCUUCUAUCUGAUAAGUACACUUGAGCUCCUUGCCACAACCGAAGAGUUCUACAUUGUGUAUUUUAACGGGGGUACGACACAAUCAAACAUGCCCGCUCUCACAUGGAUGAAGAGGUUUUACCAGCAUGUAGAGGGAGGACUGAAGAAGAACAUGAUCAACAUGUUUAUCGUUCACCCAAAUCUCUGGCUGAAGACGGUGGUCAGAUUCGCCAAAGCUUUUGUCAGUACGAAUUUCUGGUGCAAGCUGCAGUUCGUGAAAUCCCUGAGAGAUCUGUCUGAGCUGAUCCCCAUUGAGUACAUCUACAUCCCUGAUGAGGUGAUCAGGUACGCGCGGUAUAUAUCAGAGUCGACCCGAGAUAUCGAAGAGUGCAUAACCUCUGAUGAGGGAGCCAUGGGAUACCACCCUGACAGCAAGACUGAGCAAGCGAUGGAGUUACGAGGAACAUAUAUGGGACAUUAGGAUACGAUCCUAUAGCAAGCCAUAGGAAAUAUUAAAGUUACCAGGGACAUUUGAAGUCCUUAACCAGGCAAAGCAAAUCGUAAAGUAACUUAAAAUCACAUAAUGUAUACUGUAUAAGGUCAAUGUUAACGAUGAGACGGAGCAAUUCAAUGACGUUAUUAAAAUAUUUUAUCCAAACAUUCACCCAGACGCAUUUCAGUUACGCUGUGAUUGUGGACAUUUGGUGCGAUAGUUCUAUGGAAUGGUUGUUGAAGGCGAUAGUUCUAUGGAAUGGUUGUUGAAGGCGAUAGUUCUAUGGAAUGGUUGUUGAAGGCGAUAGUUCUAUGGAAUGGUUGUUGAAGGCGAUAGUUCUAUGGAAUGGUUGUUGAAGGCGAUAGUUCUAUGGAAUGGUUGUUGAAGGCGAUAGUUCUAUGGAAUGGUUGUUGAAGGCGAUAGUUCUAUGGAAUGGUUGUUGAAGGCGAUAGUUCUAUGGAAUGGUUGUUGAAGGCGAUAGUUCUAUGGAAUGGUUGUUAAAAGCGAUGGUUCUAUGGAAUGGUUCUUGCGGGAGUUUGGUGUGAUAUUUCAUGUUACAUAUGUGGUAACACACCGUUUAUAGUAAAUUGAUUAAUAAAAAUAACUAAGUUGAGGUAAGAAAAGCAGUUAAUAAGUUUACGUUAUCAAAUUAUUUAAGUACGAGUCUGUUGCAUAAAAUGUGUUUUUUCGCAACAAAUUCAGAAUAAGGGAAAUAUAGCUAUUUAAUUUUGUGCGGUUUAUUUAAGGGUUUUAAAGUCCUUGAUUUAUCCUAUUAAUAUUUAAUUUUUGGUGAUGAUGUUAACCUCUAGAUGGGAUUAAACAGCAUAGACUUAUUCAAUGGCGUUUAAGGUCGCUCGCGCCUUAAUAAACAUAUCAUAAACAGAGGGCGUUAUUAAUUUUAAACUUCGCACAGAACAGUCAAUGUUUAUGCGAUUGCUCUAGAUUUUUUACCAAAGAUGACGCAGUGUAUGGAGAGUGCACCAUUUAAGAAUUGUAUUUGUAUUAACACGCAAUAAUGUAGUAGCACAUAAAAAGUAAACAACAUUACAUAUUUGAGACUGACGCAAAAUUGAGCGUUAGCUUUUUGAUGACACUACCAGAAUCAGUUCAGUAUGUGGUUAUACAGCCUCUGUGAAAGUUAGAAAAAAAUCUGUUUAAAUUGAUAACGCCCUCUGGUUGUGAUCCGUUGAUUAACGCGCGAGCGAACUUAACUAUACUGUAAAUUCCGAUGAAACAUCGUAAUUGUACUUUGUUAAGGCAUUUAACUCCAAUUCAUGCGCAAGUUUUGAAGAAUUUUUCCGUAAACGUUUAUGAAGUUUGAAUCCUGUCUUAUGAUGUACCAUGAAAAGAGAUCACUAUAAUAUAAAUAUUGCCGUAGUUGGAUAUAAGUGAAAUGUAAAAAUAAUUUGAGGUCAACGUUUUGGAAAAUAAAUAAAAGUAAUCGUGUA
This is a messenger RNA of Nematostella vectensis (starlet sea anemone), 4264 nucleotides long. RefSeq lists its product as uncharacterized. The record is from RefSeq and is a predicted model, not a curated record. Lineage: Eukaryota; Metazoa; Cnidaria; Anthozoa; Actiniaria; Edwardsiidae. Bases 309 to 2804 code for a protein of 831 amino acids. The transcript has 10 exons. Gene Ontology annotation, cellular component: cytoplasm.